UACAAGUCGGCCACAAAGACAACGGGAGAUUAUAUCACCACAGUUACGAACAAUUUCUUAAAAGAACAACAAACCGAUCCUUCUAAGGAAUCAACUAUACACACAGCGCUGUUUCUAUUCUUUCUUCCCUCUUAUCUGUCACAUCGUGCUGUGAUUUCGAUUCGUGAAAUACAUAGAGCUGCUGGACAUAUCUUUGUUUUAAUACCUGCUUCAUUGCACAGUUGCUAUCUCGCGGAAACGAGCACACAUUGUGCAAUAUAAGGCAUGUCUACUAAAGAAGCAACACCAGAGUCUGGUAACUCGACAGAAUCAAGCUCACAGCUCGCGGUGGUACCGAAGGCGCAUACGGAUCUUAAACAGAGGGAGUACAAGAGACCGCCAUUGACGAACCCAUAUACCCAUGUUAAGAACUACUCACAUGAGGCAACGACGGUUCCUCCAUUUGUCCUCUACGGCAUUGCGAACAAUCAGAAUAAUGCGAUGCAGCAUCACAAGUGUAAAGAUAUUCGGCACCAAGAUCCAUUCUUGGUUUCGAUGAACAAUAACUGGGGAACUCUAAUGGAGGUUGUUGAUAAUACGCCUGCGUUUGCCGAUGGUGUGCUAUACCAUGACACUGAAGCGUUAAAGGGUUUACCAACGCUAGAGGGGAAAUGGGGUGGUGAUGAACGGUUGAAACAUUACUUGAAUAACGAAGGACCACCUCCAGAGAAAGGGAAGUUGGCAUUCAACGACUUCAACUCUGAUUCCUCAUCUGAGACGAAGGACUAUUUCAAGAGGAGGUCAAAGGCUGGCUAUUGGAUGUCGACAGAGAAAAGAGAAGAAUGGUUGCCAUAUCUCAAGAGGGUCUUUCUCUACAACAAUUACAUCCCUCUGUGUUUCCGUGUGGUUUUGAUUUGUCUAUGUGUCAUCACUUUGGCAAUUGCGAUUAGAAUCUUUAGAAUCUCCAAGAGACAGUACUACGUUACCUCGGGGAUCACGUCAAGCGUCUCACAACAACCAAGUACAAUCAUGGCGAUAUGUGUUCAGACAAUUGCAUUGGUGUACUUGGGUUACAUUACUUAUGACGAGUUCAGCUCUAAGCCAUUAGGUAUUAGAAACCCAGUGGAGAAAAUGAGAUUGAUCUUGUUGGAUCUCCUCUUCAUCAUAUUUUCGAGUUCAAACUUGUCACUAUCAUUCAAUACUCUGUAUGAUAAUCGAUGGGUUUGUGUUGCAGAUGAAGAAAGCUCAUCUCCAAGAGUUGGAACCAUUUGUCGUCUACAGAGAUCGCAAUGUGCCUUCUUGUUUGUUAUUUUGUGUACUUGGGUGGUCACUUUUGUAAUCAGCAUCAUUAGAGUGAUUCAAAAGGUAUCAUCACCAGGUGCAAUGUCUUAGAGUUUCUCUCGAUAAUUUUUAAUGGAUGUAAUGAC
Williopsis jadinii is the source of this 1406-nucleotide messenger RNA. RefSeq names its product phospholipase D regulator (gene SRF1). Lineage: Eukaryota; Fungi; Ascomycota; Saccharomycetes; Phaffomycetales; Wickerhamomycetaceae. Gene Ontology annotation, biological process: positive regulation of catalytic activity. Gene Ontology annotation, cellular component: cell periphery; fungal-type vacuole. Bases 265 to 1371 code for a protein of 368 amino acids. The transcript has a single exon. The record is from RefSeq and is a predicted model, not a curated record.